UUAGCAUGCAUCAGUCGCUGUAGAGAGAAUCGUCUGGACGAGUUUGCUCAUUAGCGGUGUACAGCUGGUGAAAAUGGACCUAGUAUCGUGGAUUUCUUUUCUGUCGCACAUGUGCAGGCGACUUGAUGGGGUGCAAACUAUUGUGCAGUGAGGUUAUCAGUGCUGAAAAAAUUUUGUUAUUGUGCAUUUUAUACUAACGUGAUGUCCUUUUUCACGCUUGGAUUUUUCAACAUGGCGUCUGGACGCAGAGAAAACAUGAUGAGAACCUUGUUCUGUUUGCAUCUUUCUGUGAUGUUCUUCUGUAAUCAUAUUUGUGCUUCUCAAGAGGAGGAUACUAAGUGGGUUGAUGAACAUGUGGAUGAUUCAAGGAAAAUAAAAUUACGGAAUCUUGACGAAACGACAGAUCGUCGGACGUUGGAUUUGGAUGAUGGUUAUGUGACUGACAACAGACAGGACCCUGUCAAUCCAGAAAUGCUGGGGGGCAUUAUUAUUCAGCAUGAAUCUCAGAAACUAUCAGCGCGUUUAAGAUGGCUUAGCAACGAUGAAAUAGGAAUAACAAAUAUGCAGGCUAUAUAUGAUUCCCUUCCAUAUGUUAAAAAAGAAACAGAUGAAAAAAGUAAAAUACAAGAAAUUACUGGGAGGUUGCAGUUACGAUUUCGUAAUUAUUUGCAAGUUCUGCGAACAAAUAAAAUUACAGUCGAAAAUCUACACAAAUUUCAUGUGAAGCAACCAAUUACUCAGCAGCAUGACUGCUGUAAUAUUCCUUGCAAGGAAUUUAAAUCAGAAAAACUGUAUGGAUGUAAGAUUUCUCGACAGACAAGUUGUGAUCUGGUACCACCAAGCAUACCACGGGGCUCUUUCAACCCUGGUCGAAACUUGACAGAAGUGUGGCGCAGUAAUGUUCAGUACUUCCCUAGCCUCAAAUGGCAGUACUUCAUCUCCGUGCUAGGACUGCACAACGAGUACCCGGCCAGCAGCUUCCGGUUGCUCGGCGACUGCCACACGUCGUAUGCACCAAGAAGUCGCCAUAGCUGCAACAACAUACACGACUCCAGGCACAGGGAUGUCUUCCUGGCAACCAUUCAACCCCAGCGGAAACAUGUAGUCAUCAUGAUGGACCAUGGCAACUCCAUGAGCAUCACACAGCUGCGCACAGCCAAGGCAAUAGCCAAGCAUCUGAUUGCCUCGUUUUCUGAUAACGACAGAAUUGGUGUGGUAGGCCUGUCUUCUAAGCCACUAUACCCUCUAUCAGAUCCAUGCUUGCCUCAUGCGCUAGUGCCUGCUACUUUUGAGACACGAAUCUACUUCAGCAAAUUCAUUGAUAGUCUGGAAAAGCAAGACACAACAACUAACCAUUCGUUGGGAUUCCAGACAGCAUUUGGGAUGAUUGAAGAUGCUUUACUGGAUGGCCAGGAGCUAGCAGACUAUGCCAUGAUCCUGUAUGUAAGUCGUGGACUGCUGUCGUCACUAACAGAUGCUAGGGAAGUCAUGGAUGUUGUGUCUCGGUACAAUGCUCGCACUGGCCACAAAGUUAUUAUCAACACUUACGCUGUCAUAGAUGAUGGCAAACCUAUCAUGUAUGAGAAGAGCUUUAUGCAAGACAUUGCCUACCAGAAUUUUGCAAAAUAUGAAGUCCCGUACCAUUUGAAGAUACCUGUUGUGCGUGGUAUCAUGAUGGCCAUCAAUUCCACACAAGACCUGAGCUCCAGCGUUGGUCGAUUCUACCUGCCACUGAAUCGUACAGCCCAGGAGGAUCCUGUUUUCUCACUGCCAUAUAUUGACGAAGCAGAUGGAGCAUUGACAAUCAGUAUUAGUCAGCCAUGUUUCCACCGAUCAGUUGGACAGCCAGAAAAAGUUCAGCUGAUUGGUAUGGUGGGUGUAGACCUACACAUGGAGGAUAUUGCACAGGAUAUCACCUACUACAAUAACGAUGACCAGUCCUAUGCCUUUCUUAUCUCAACACAAGGAUAUGCCAUCAUGCAUCCAGCCUUUGAACGUCCAAUACGCACAAACAUGCAGCCCAUGCACACAGAUAUCCGCCACUUUGAGCAGCACAAUGGCUUUGAAGCUGUUCGUUCUGCCAUAUUAAGUCGGGAGGAAGGGCGCAUUACACUGCUGCUGGACAUCCACAAUCAUACAGCCCCUGAUGGUCAGAUAGUGCUUGUGGAAAUUGUGGCCAAGUACAUUUGGAAAAAGGUAGACAGUGUGCCAUACAUUGUGGUACUGAAGUCAUACCAGACAGCUCAGGAACAGCGAAUACUCAAAAACAUUCAUAUGCACAAUCAGCCAGAAUUGGUCUACCACCGGGUAGAUUUGCUGCCUCAUGAGAAGAUGUGCAUGCAUCUCAAACAGCUUUCCAUCCUGGAGGUCAGCACAGUGUUCCUUUCUCCAAGCAGCUUUGUCAACCCAUUUGAACACCUCAGCGAAAAGGAAACAAAACGCAGCAUCCAGAGUUAUCUUGCCUACCUGAAAGAUGACACCCGCCUCAUUACUAACCCAGGUCUAAAGGAGAGUGUUCGCAAUGAUGUGGGUGCCAGCAGUAGAAUAAACAUGGAGUGGAUACGACGCUAUCAGACAAGCAGCCUUAGAGACUACAUUAUCAGAAGGUAUAUAGGAAUGCCAAGUGGCGUUUUGCGCAUGUUCCCUGGAACCUUACUGGACAAGACCUUUGAGCCCACCAAGAGAGCAUGGUACACCAAUGCUCUCAUGUACCCAGGUCAUGUGACAUUGUCAGCACCAUAUUUGGAUGUGGGUGGAGCUGGCUACAUUGUCACCAUUAGCCACACAAUAUUUGAGGGAAAGCCAGCAGCACUUCACAGCCCAUCAGACAAAGUGGUUGCAGUGAUGGGAAUGGAUAUAACACUGGGCUACUUCCACAAGCUCCUUGCUGAGCUAAUUCCCCCAUGUGAACAGACCUCUGUCAGGUGUUUUCUGAUGGAUGACAAGGGCUACCUGGUGGCACAUCCAGGACUGAUUGACCCUACAGGUAAAGGGCCCGCUGAGCAGCGGCACAUCACACACAUGGAGCCGCUGGUUGCCAAUGAUAUUCUCAACCAUCGCAACUUUGUCCGUAAGAGACUAUGCAACCGCUACAACGACAGGACUAUUCAGCGCUACUUUGAUUUCAACACAAGUUUCAGUGGUGUGCUAACAAACCUGGCUCAUGGAGAACACUGUGCUAGAUACCAGAUUACUCACAUCACAGGGACAAACGUCUUCCUUGGCAUUGUCAACCACACUUGUGAAACAGCCACAGCCUUUUGCCCUUGUAGCAUGUAUGAUCGUCUGUGCCUGAACUGCAAGCGUAUGGAGCAGACAGAGUGUGAAUGUCCCUGUGAGUGCCCUUUGGACAUGGACUUCUGCUCUGGGCAGCUUGUCGACAGUGAAGGCUCAAACCCCAGCUGUCCUCAUGACCCAGAGCGAGAGCAGUUGAUGGUGGUCAGCACAGAAGUGGCCUUGGAGCUUGAGCAGUGCUAUAAUCCCAAGUGUGAGACUCGCAAGAGCAAGCUAGACUGCCUUGGUGUAGUAGACUGUCAAUGGUGCCAGGUGCAAAAAGAUGGACACACACCACUGAAGACACCAUACUGCGCUACUCAACGUGCGUGUUUUGGUGGUGUGGUUGGAGCACAUUCACCAUAUGGUGACGAGAUAAGCGAUACUGGAGAAAUAGAAACGGUGGCCAUGAAAAGCACUCCUGUUGGACCAGUGGCUGGUGGCAUCAUGGGUUGUUUCUUACUUCUAGCUCUUGGUGUGUAUUGCUAUCGUCAUCAUGUGCAUCGCCAUGCACACCAGUAUGUCAGCACCCUGCCAGAUAACCCACAUCGAGGUUCACACUAUUACAAUGAUGAGGAACCUGAUGGCUUAGAUGACACUACAGCAGGUCAUACAAACUUUGUGCUGGCAUCAUUUGAAAAUCCUGCCAGCAUUUCUCCAUACCGCGUGAACACAUCAUACAGGCGUCCUGCUGGUGGUGACAGUGACCAUGGCUACAGCACCAUGACACCCCAUGAAGACUCAGAGCAUGCCAGUCUUCCAUGUCUCGACCCACUGUCUAUAGCAAAAGAUCGUUUCAAGCCCCCACCAUACACAGCUGUAGUCGUUCACCCACCAGUUCUGCCCCCUCCUCCUAGCUGCACCAGCCGUCGGAGUCGAAGUCCCACUCCACCACACACAAGGCUGUCGGCUUAUACACCUAUACCUGAGCAGACUUGCUUGUCCACGGACAUUUGCAGCCCUGUGCCUGGUGUCACAAGCAUCCGAUCCCCACAUAGCAUCCUUGCCAAUGUGCAGGUACACAUGGUAGACUCGCGCUGAUGGGGCAUCACAUGUUGGGAGAAAAUGUCUUACUCUGUAUGAGCAUAAAGCUCAGGUGCUUUGUGAACUGGGAGGUGUUUUCACGCAUGCUCGGACAUGUGCCAAGUAAGGGCUGAAGAACAAGACCAGCACGAAACUUCACCCAGUCGUGAGCACGCGGGUCUAGUUCCUAGAUUGAGGAGGUGUUUAUGUAAUCUUCUGCUAGCAGCCUGUUUCAGGCACGCUUGACCUCAGGGUAGUCCCACACAGAGCUGUAGAAAGUGUGACAAAAUACAAAAGAACACUUGUUUGCUUCCUGCACCACCUCUGAGACAACAGGAGGGGAUCUUGCUGCAGACCUUUUUUUUUUUAAACCUUAUCAGUGUUGAGUGUGAUUAUGUGAAGGGUCAUUAUCUUUUCCUUCAAAACUUCAUUUUCCAACCUGCAUCAAUAUCAAUUGUGCAUGGCAGGUGCUUGCACAGAUAAGGCAAGAGCUGGAAGACUGAAGACUGUACCCCCUGCAUUACCCUGUCAUUGAAGUGGACAGCAAAGUGGCACCUACCGUGUGGCUCAGUGACAGAGAGUAGGGUUUAGUGAUGGAGGCCACAGGAGUGAGGUGAACACCACCACAUGGAUGGAAGCAAGUCCAGGGUAUGGGGGUGGGGGAAAUCAUGGCUAUAAUCUCAGGGAUACUAUCAGGCACUUCUCCUCUCCCUUGGCCAGAUGAACAGUGAGAGGCUAAAGAAGGAGCUGGGCUGUGUAUCACCACGCAAGGGCAACCAAUCACAAAAUAUGCAGAAAGACUUGUCCUUAAGAAUCCAGCCUCUGUGCCAUGGCUAUUCUGGCAUUUAACAUAUCUCAGAUAGACUGUAUAGAACAUCCCACUUCACACAUCAUUGUUCACAUUGAACAGGUUCCUUGCUGAAACAUUGGCUGAACAUUAUUAAAAAUUAUGCCACUUCCUCUGAGAUGACAAGGGAACUGGCAGCAAAUCUGUAAAGUGAUUGUAGCAAAUGGUCAAGAUGUACACUUGCCUUAGGACAAGACACUGGCUGUUAACCCUACUUUCAGUCAAAACAUAGAACAAACAUAUUGUGGGCUAAGGUUGGCAAGUGCUGCUUGAACAGGUCUUGAUGUGUUUCAAGAAGUAUGUCUGAGUUGGGAAUGUUGUGAUAUACCAUGACCUAUGAGGCGAGUCAUGCAGAUUCAUCCCUUUAAUAUCAUGUUACAUUUUUAUACCAUAACUUUUGUUUUUUAAUUUGUUUCAAAGUUCCAGAUAAGCUGAACCAUUAAUGAGGAAUGUUUUGCAAGCAUGUUAGGCUGUGUCAUGCGCCGGGCAGACUGCUUUGUCACUUUGUACAAACUGAACUGUGAAGUGCUUUGGGAGGAGGUGCAUGGUGGAUGUGACAUUGACGCAGAUUUUUUCCCGCGUGGAUACCCCUCAUUAGUGAAACUAGUAGUGAUUUAGUUUUAAUCUUUUUUCUUCCUUCCUGUGAUCAUGAAUGUAGUUUUUUUUUUUUAUGUAAUUGUUAGUAAAAUAAACUCAUUCAAUGCACGGACAAAAAGAGACACAAUUGAACAUUUACAACAGUAGUAGUGGCAUGAAGUAUGCGUUGUUCCAAUAUUUACAGUUAUCAACCUACAAUAAAGAUUGACUCACUGUUUAAAGAGCAUUUUUGUAAACAUUUAUUUAAGCAAUAGUAUUUCCAAAAACUACAGUUCUCGUUUUCUGAAAUUCAAAUGAAAGAUGGUAAUCAUAUGGAACAGAGAGGUCCUAUCAGUUACAAGUCAGAAAUUUUUUUUUUUUUUAAAGUUUGCAAAAUACAACCAUGAAGUGCCACAGAAUGAAAUAUUUUAUUAAAUGUACUUAAAAUAUUACUUUUAGAUGGUCAUUUUCAACUGUAGUAGUAAAAAUCCAUGUCAAGUUGAGUAACCAGCAGCUAUCUCAAACAUGGCUCUUGACCAACUGACUCAUUGCCUGCUUUCAAAUAUAAAAAAUACCUAAAUAGUUGACUAUUUUGGUUAUGUUUUAUGAAGUAAUUUAUAGUAAAAUGAUCUCAGAAAAAGCCAACAGUUUCUUCCCUUGUAUAUUUACUUUUGCAUGAAGUUUUGGGGAGGCAAAUCGUACAGAAAAAGUUUAGAAAUAUCUCAGAGACACAUUGGAGAGUAAGUAGACUUUUUGUAAGGGGAGAACAAGAACACGGAUCAUCAUACACAUCUCUACAGGAUAAGAUUAUUUAUGCAGCUUGCGGUAUCUUUUUUGUGCAUUUACUCAACCUGUCUCUUGUAUGAAAAUGUUGUCUUAGACUCCAUGUAUGCAUGAAGUGUCUGGUUUGAUUUGUUUUUAUUGUCUGAGGCCAAUGGUGUGACCAUAAUAAAAACUGUCGUGUGUCUAACCAGGAAAGAAAUCUGUCUUCAUAGAAAUAACUUGCAGCGGCAUUAUACACAGGUAUGCAAGUGAAGUUGUAAAUAUGCAUAAUAGAUGGACCUCCUCCCUUCCCCAAAUCACUCUCCUUUCUUUUACUGCCCUCUCUCUUCUCUCCCCUUUUACCACCACCUCUAUCCAUUGGUCCUACAUUUUUUUUUUAUGGUCUAGCGCUUUUCAGAUAUGCAUUUAUUUAUUCAUUUUUUUAGUUUUUUUUUUUUAUUUCUCCUCGCAUUGCUGUUCAGUAUGAUGGUAUGUUUGGUGUUUCCAUUAUGAGAGUCAAGUGUUUUAAAGGUUAACCCCAAGUGCAGCAUUAGCUUGAAUGAAUUUACUUCAUUACAUUAUAUUGCAGAUUCUGGGCAAUGUCCUUUUCACAAGAAAGAAAGAACAAGAUACAAGCAUUUGAACACUAAAAUUCUCACCUGCAUUCUGGAACAAGGCCAAACCCUUAAUUCCUGCAUCACUCAAGUAGGCUCACUGUCAUGGGAUCACAUCAUUAACAUGCUGAAAACUCUCUCUAACAUCGCCACAUUUCCAAUUAGUCGGUUAACCUGUCAGCAACUGUUUCAUUUUUAACUUGGGAUAGCCUUUAAAUCACAAAGAUUUGGAUAAUGGUCUUGUAAAAGUGUGUGGCAGGUUGUUCACUCAUUAGAAACAAUUUAUUAGAUGGUGUUUUUGAAAAUUGCAGACGCUAUUCAUAAUCAUCUGUCCAAGGUGUGCAAGUUCUUGAGCAGUAUGUGGGUUGACUGUAUCAGAAGAAUGCCAGGAAUUUUGAUGUUAAACCUUGCCAUUGCAGUUGUUGUGUCUGCUUUUCAAUUCCUGAUAUAUCACAAUGGAAGCAUUUCAGUUUGUUUGGCCGGUAAACUUUGUCUUGUACAGAAGAUACUUCGUUUAUACUUGAUGACUAUAAUGCAGACUUCAUGUGUCAAUUCUUUUGCUUUGGCCUUUUUACUUGAGUGCACCGAUAAUUGUUAUAUGCCAAUUGACACUGUAUUUGGUUAUGUAUGGACACUCCCAUCCUCCAGUCUCUGUCUCUUAUAUGCAUGCACAUGCACACUCAACAAAAAUCGUGAUGUUAUCAUUACCAAAUUGCGAAAAAAAGGAUGUCUGCAUUUUAAAAUUUUGGAAGUAUUUUGAAGAUGUUUCCUGUUUGUAUUCAAGAGCAUUGUAUCUGAAGGGACCCACUGGCAGUUUUGUGGAAUGUACAAACUACAAACAAAGCAAAUCAGCAAGUCUUAAACACAUGUACUGACGGGUAUGCUUGCUGAUGAAAUUAUUGUUUGACCAAACUGAAUUUUGUUUUAAUCUGACAGUGACACAGAUUGCAUUGGUGGCUUACUUAUUCCAGUCUCAGGGCAAGGCAUUAUUCUGGAGCAGAAGCUAGUUUAAUGAAAACCCAAUAUUAUCAUCUUAAUUUGCUGUGUACUAUUACUGAUGCCUCUUGCUCUUUGUCAGUCCUACAUUCUCAGUUUGUCUUGGUUGAUUGGUUGGCUGCUUGGUCUCUUUUAGAGGUUCAUCGGUAUUUAGGAGCAUUUCAUUUCAGGUAUUACAUUUUAUCCCACGGGGAAUGGUUCUGUUUUUCAUUUCAUUGACCGUUGUCUUUGACAACACUAAUUGUUGAACCUGGGUUUCUGGAAUGGGUCUUUGAAGUAUCACAAACCUGUGCCUAGUUGCAUCUCUAAUGGUUUUACCUCCCUUCAAAUCUGAGCAUGCUUGUACUUUGGUUCAUUAGCUCAAGUAUUUGUAAGUAUCUUUGAGAAGUCAAAUGGGCAGAAGUCUCCAGAAGCAAGCAAAUUCCAGAAUUACUACUCGGUCCUCUCGGUCUCCUGUUGCUGGGGCUUUUUGGGGUUUUUUUUAAUGUUGAACUCCCUUCUAUUAACAUACUAAGAUUUCUGCAUGUCAUUUGGUUAACAUUGCCACAUCAUUGCUAUGAUGACCUUUACAGGAGCAUGUAAGUCGUCCAGGUCUGUGCUAGGGAUGUUAUGUUUGAUAGACCCACAGAGCUGAGUUGGCAGAUCCCUGCCUUGUCUCCAUUCAAAACUUGUAACCAUAUGCAAGUUAGUGCAGUACUGAUUUUGUACCAAUGUAUAGAUAUCACAUGUGGAGCUUUUAAACAAAUCUGUGUCGGAGCACCUGUAUCCAUAUUGGGUACCUCUUGCGUUUUAGACCUCUCGUCAGUUAUCUGCCCCCAGCUUGCAUGCAUGUGGAAUUUCAGGUGAUUCCACACCAGCCCCAUGUCUGGCUGUGCUAAGAGUAAAUGAACAAUAUGCUGCUAGUAGUGUAGAUGUAUGAUCCUUUGAAUUGUACAUAUUUGUCAGCCAACACUGUGAAGGAACUGGGAUAUUACGUAAUUGCAGGUGUGUCAUCUUACAGUCUGUUGCAUUUAUACGUCUGAUAGACUUUUGUCAAUGAUGAUUUGUAUAGAUGUAGCGAAGGUUGGAGAGGGGGAUAGUUUACAUUGGAAUGCUACAGUAAAAUAAAGGCUUGGUAGAUAAUUAUACCUCUGGCUAAAGAUAUAAAAAAAAUUGAAUUGUGAGCAGGCUCACAAAGUCUGCCUGUGAUCUGAACUAGACUGGCCUUGCUAGUGUCAAAUCCAUCUGUAUACAGUUGAUGUGUACCUUAGAACUCAACACACAUCAACAUAUUUUAUAAUAAAAACAAAUGUCAA
This is a messenger RNA of Pomacea canaliculata, 9386 nucleotides long. Its product is annotated as VWFA and cache domain-containing protein 1-like. Gene Ontology annotation, molecular function: voltage-gated calcium channel activity. The record is from RefSeq and is a predicted model, not a curated record. The coding region runs from base 202 to 4314 and encodes 1370 amino acids. Gene Ontology annotation, cellular component: voltage-gated calcium channel complex. The transcript is spliced from 29 exons. NCBI's taxonomy places the organism in Eukaryota, Metazoa, Mollusca, Gastropoda, Architaenioglossa, Ampullariidae.